AUGGCAACCACCGACAGCUCAACACCCGAUCGCGGAGCGAAGAAAAUCGCGUGUCUCGAAUGCAGGAAAUCGCAUGUAAAAUGCCACUGGAAGACUUCAGUAUGCCCGCGAUGCACUCAAAAGGGUCUGGAAUGCGUGUGGGUGGCUUCUCGGAGAGGCGGGAAAGGCAAAUCCAAGCAGCCGCCGCAGCAAGCUGGCAAUGCGAUGUCGAGCAACGCUAAUCAGCAGGCCGCAACGGGACUUGAACUGACCAUGAUCACUCCUAUGUCGACCGACAAUGACACAUCCAGCCCUCCCGAGUCAUCACACUCCAACCUCUCGCUAUCAUCUCAGUCAGCACUCUCAUCGUCAGACGAUUACCUCACCAAUUGCUACUUCACCCACUUUCACGUGGCUCACCCGAUCUUGCUUCCAAGAAUCCCAUACGACACAGCGCCGUACCCGGAACACCUGAAGGCCACCGUCAAGUUCAUAGGCAGUCACUACGCCACCGGCGUCAACAUCUCCACCGACACGCUGAAGCUCCACGUUGCCGCUUUGCUUGGAAACAGCGACGACAAGACGCCGGAGAUGGUUCAAACACUACUGCUGUGUGCAAUCGCCCUUCACUCCCGAUACGAGCCAACUCAAGCCAUGUCCGCUAUCGACAAGGCCGCCACAAUGGCCAUUGAGCUUGGCAUGAAUCUCUCUGGGUAUGCUGCAGCCACGAGCGAAGGCAAUAUUCAAUAUGAGGAGAGCCUCCGCCGCACGUGGUGGGAAAUCUUCAUCACCGACGGCUACCUGGCUGCUCUGCACUCCCGCACCAACUUUCGCUCGAACAGCGUCAUCAUCACUACGAUGCUUCCGUGCGAAGACAAGUACUACACCACCGGAGCUGUCCUGCCACCGCCAGCGACUCUAGCACAGUUCGAUAGUCGACUCUGGAACUUUGAAGAGAUUCACUUCUCGUCGUACUCCUUUCGAAUCGAUGCUGUCCGCAUCCUGGCUCGAGUGAUUGCCGUCUCGAAAGCAAACGACACCCACGCCGAUGCAAUUCAGUCGCUCGAUAUCGAAAUCGCGAGCUGGAAGCACAGCCUGCCGCUCAAUAAAGCUGAGACCAUCGCUCGCAGCUGCGAUGGUGACCCGCUCAUGUUCCAGGCAUUCGCUUUCAUUGAUUUUGCGACCAUCCUCUUGCACUUCCCACGAUCUGAACUGCCGAUCCUCAUGCCGCCGUCUGCCAACGUCUCCUGUGCACAAAAAUCCAUGCAGCAGGUCUCUCCAACCUCGUCGCAACAUGCCGCUAGGGCGCUGAUCGCUUCCCGCGACAUCAUCAGCCUCGCAGGCCUGCCAGUGGCAAAGCACUCUCCAUUCCUCAUUUGCGGUCUCGUCUAUGCCUGCGUUGUACAGCUGACGGCAUACUGCACCUAUCCCCACGACAGUCCAGGGAACCAAGGUCGGGUGCACUUGGCCCUCGGCGUACUGAGGUCGUUCAGUUGCAACUGGAACGUCGCUGACUUCGUCUUGCAAAAGCUGAGAGUUGCAGCCCAUGAUGUGUUCAAUGUCCAACCCGAAGCUACAGGAAUCGAAGCUGGAGACAUGAACGGAGGGCUCUUCGACCAACAAUAA
Zymoseptoria tritici IPO323 is the source of this 1605-nucleotide messenger RNA. RefSeq lists its product as uncharacterized. The record is from RefSeq and is a predicted model, not a curated record. Gene Ontology annotation, molecular function: zinc ion binding; DNA binding; DNA-binding transcription factor activity, RNA polymerase II-specific. The coding region runs from base 1 to 1605 and encodes 534 amino acids. Lineage: Eukaryota; Fungi; Ascomycota; Dothideomycetes; Mycosphaerellales; Mycosphaerellaceae. Gene Ontology annotation, biological process: regulation of DNA-templated transcription; DNA-templated transcription. The transcript is spliced from 3 exons.